Molecule: messenger RNA, 3219 nt
Organism: Canis lupus familiaris (dog)
Lineage: Eukaryota; Metazoa; Chordata; Mammalia; Carnivora; Canidae
Gene: RNF32
Product: ring finger protein 32
Exons: 8
Coding region: 227-928 (233 amino acids)
Molecular function (GO): protein binding
Source: RefSeq, a predicted model, not a curated record
GGCGAGCGGCGCGGCGCUGGAGGUCGUGGCCCGCGGGAGGCGCGGCGGGGAGCCUGCGGGGCAGCCCAGGUCCCGGUCCCCCGCACUCAGCGCCCUCGUGACCGCUGCGGGGAGGGCGACGCCGCCCGUCACCGAGGGGGAGCGGAGCCCGCAGUGGAAGAAUUAAAGGAAUAUGAUAUGAUGAUAUAACUUGAUAUCGCCAAGCAGCAAGUUUUUCUGACUCGGCAUGUCAAAAAAUAAGGGUCAUUCAUCUAAACGAGGUAACUUAGCAGUCACUGCAGUUGCUUUACAAGAUCACAUUUUACAUGAUCUUCAACUUCGAAAUCUUUCAACAACAGAUCAUUCUAAGACAAAGGCACAAAAGAGAGAGAGCAGAUCCAAAUCUCUAAAAGGAAAUACAAAAGCAAUAAUAGAUACUGGACUUAAAACAACUCUACAAGACCCUAAAGUGGAAGAUCCAGAAAAAGAAUAUGUUCUUGAUCCAAAACCACCACCAUUAACUUUAGCACAGAAGCUGGGCCUGUUUGAACCUCCACCACCGCUACUAUCUUCAGAUGAAUGGGAAAAAGUGAAACAGAGAUCCAUCCUGCAGGGGGACUCUAUGCAGCCAUGCCCCAUAUGCAAAGAGGAAUUUGAACUCCGCCCCCAGGUGCUGCUUUCAUGUUCCCAUGUGUUUCACAGAGCAUGCCUCCAGGCUUUUGAAAAGUUCACAAAUAAAAAAACCUGCCCUCUCUGUAGAAGGAACCAGUAUCAAACCAGAGUGAUUCAUGAUGGAGCCCGGCUAUUCAAAACAAAGUGUGCGACAAGGAUCCAAGCCUACUGGAGGGGACAUGUGGUCAGAAAGUGGUACCAAGACCUGAGGAGAACAGUACCUCCCACAGAUGCCAAGUUGAGGAGAAAAUUCUUUGAAGAAAAGAUCGUGAGAUGAUAAAAUGCCCACAUGACGAGAUGAAGGGGGGGUGAAUGACCCAGGCAUGUGGCAUAGCAUUAGACUAUAUUGACCUUCUGACACUACAUCAGGGGAGGAUCAUCUGCUCUGGGACCAUGUUGGCAGCAGGUAACUGAAACUGUGAAAAGUGAAACUGCAGAGAAGGAGCCAGCUUCUUGUUUGAAUGUCUAUGUGGUCAGAGCCCAGAGGGUGUUCUUUCCUAUAUAGACCACUUCUUAGUCAUUUCCUGAAUGGUCCUUGCAAUUUAAUGAUUUUUCCCUACCUUUUAAAAACUCUCCUGCUGAGUUAUAGCCUGAGUUAUGGUCUAGGAACUGUUCAUCUACAAUUUUAUUUAUAAUUUUAAAGGCCAAUUUGUUUUAACAUUUUAAUAAAAUCUGAAAGAAUUUCACAUUACACAGGAUUGUAUAGAUGCAUCCAGACCAUGUGGAUGUAUACACAAGUGAUAGUUUGUGAAGAACUUUUAUCAACAAAUUAAAAUACUAUAAACUACUGGGUAAAAGAUUGUUGAGGAAUAGGAUAUUCACACAGUCUCAAAGUAUCAACCCACAGAUUAUGUAUAAUUAACAAAGAGUAUGAGAAAGACCUAUUGGAAAGGUCUGACAGACAUCUCAGCCCAAUGAAUGAAAUUAGCAAUAACUGGACAAGUUGACACCAUGUGCUCCUAUUGUGCACAGAGUGUACUAGGACAAAACAUCACGUUUGCACUUUCAUGCCAAAAUGCUUAACCUGAAACCCAAUCAAGAAAGUAUGUGAUCAGGUAAAUUCAAAGUGAGGAAUAUCCUGUAAAACAGCUGGCUUGGACUAUAAAAUGUCAAUGUCAUAAAGACAAAAGAAAUGACUAAGGAAUGUUCUAGAAUAAAGAAGUCUGAGAACUAUAAAAUUUAGAGGAAAUGACAGGUCUUUGAUCAGAUUCUGGAUCAAAACUAAAACUAAAACAAGUGUGAUAAUUGGGAUAUUGGGAAUGUGAAUAUAGAUCAUUAUUAUGACCGUGGUAUGUCAAUGAUAAAUCUCUGUAGUGUGUUAACUGUAUUGUUGCUGUUGGGUAUAGUGUCCUGGGUCUUAGAAGGCACAUGCAGGAUGAUUUAGUCAGGGGUGGUGUGUGGUUGUGUUUGCAGCUAAACCUUAAAGAGGUCACAACUCAGACAUAUAUACAUACAUAUAGAAGACCGAAUACACUGUAGUGAAAUACUAACAAUUAAAAUGUAAGGAUAAACUCCAGCAGUGUUAGACUGGGAUGCACAGUUUCUAAAUCCAAGGCAGUGGACUGGGAAUGGGAGGAUGGGAGAAGGAGAGAGGAUAUAAACAAAAAUAGGUUUCACAACUUAUAACAAAAUAUGCUCUGUUUAACAAAGAAUUAAACAGGAAAAUGAAAACAUAACGCCUUUAGAAGAAAGCAUUAUAAAUUUAUGAUCUAGGAUUUUAAAACCACACACACAAACAUAGACACACACACCAUAUAGGAACUGACUGAUAACUAUAUACACUUACGUAGAGGGAGAAAAAAUUAAGACCAAUGACAAAUCAGGCAAAUAUAUUUGCAAUUCAAAGGACCAGGGGCAAAUCUCCUUAGUAUGUGACAGCAGUUUACAGAAGGAGGACAACAUGCAUGGUUACUAUAUAAAAUGAUGUUCAACCUGACUCAUAAUUAAAGAAAACUAAACAAAAAUAAGAACCUGUUUCAUCUAUUAGAUUGGCAAGAAUUGAAAAAUGUGAUGAUAAUUAUCUAGUACUGAUGAGACUGAAGGGGAAAUGGAUAUUCUUAUAGGCCAUUGGUAGAACAAAGAAUGCACAUCUUUCUGGCUGAGAAAGCCAGUGGCUGGGGGUUCUCCGAGCCCCUCUCUAGAAGUCACGCUACAGAUAUACAUGUUUGCUGAGAUGUAUCCAUGACUAUGUUCACUAUAGCAAUGAUUAUAAAAGAGAAAGAACAAAGAGCCUGCCACCAAGAAGCAUCCAUAUAGUGAUUACUACACAGCAAUUGUAAAGACCAAGGUAGAUAUGUAUGUGGGGAUAGUAAAGGAUUUCCAAGAAAAGGCAACAAGAAAGAGUAACAUGUAGAAAAGGUAGGAUGAUAGGGUUAAAAUAUAACAGUAAUUACAGCAAACAUUGAGAUUAAUUUCCUAUCAAAUAACAAACAUAUUGGAAAAAAAACCCACUACUAGCUGCUUAGGAGAGACACAUUUGGAUCAAAAAAAAAAAAUGUCCUAUAUAAAGGCAUGCUCAAAAAUAAAUGAGGCAAAUGCAAAAAGAAGAAAUAAAAUUGAAAAUCACAG